CGAUAACCUGUGUUUUGAAACGUAACGUUAGACGUGAUCGUGAUUGGAAACACGUCAAGAAUGGAUAUUUCAAGUAUGCUUGAAGUACAAGUGAAUGAAGUGAAGGAAGUAGACAGUAAAGAAAAUGUAACUCCCAGAGAACUACUUCCAAGUACGACAAAUGUACCAGUAUCUAUUUCUCAAGAGGAGUGUAGCUAUUAUAAACUUAUGUUUGGCAAUGAGAUCUCAGCAGUACGGUUUCAAAGAUUACAUUGCACAGCAUGCGAUGCACAUAUUGGAUCUGCACCAGCAGAUUCUCAUAAUAUGUUUGAACAUCCUGUACUACAUACAUUGCUCUGUGCAAAAUGCAGAGAUUUCUAUGGAGAUGGCACCUUUGAACAAGGUGAUGAUGCAACAGAUAUGUUUUGUAGAUGGUGUGCAAAUGGUGGCAAUUUAUAUUGCUGCUCUUUUUGUAGUAACACAUUUUGUUAUAAAUGUAUUAAAAGGAAUUUUGAUCCUAUAUUGAGAAAAAAGAUUGAAGCAGAUGAAAAAUGGAAAUGUUUCGUCUGUGAUCCCAGAGAUUUAUAUAAUUUAAGAGGAACUUGUUGGGCUUUGCUACAACAUAUUCAGACAAUGAAUAGAUUAUUUCAAAAUAAUUGUAAUAUGUCUCAAGAGGAAAUAGAUGAAAAAAUAAAUACUGAUGAAUCAAAAUGUUGUCCACGUAGAAGAAAACGAAAGCGUCGACGAAAUGGUUCAAAUUCAGAAGAAGAUGAUGAAACUUAUACACCCAAACAAAUAGUAUCAAAUGUUCUUUCUAAACGUAAAAAAAGAGGUCGAAAAGUAAGGUUUUCUGAUGGAAACAAUGCAUCUUUAUCUAAUAAUUAUCAUAGCGGAAUAUCAGAUGAUACAACUAUGGAUCAUAAUGAAAUAUUACCAUCUUUACUUUCAUGCGAGCAAACAAUGGUUGAAUGUGAAAAUGUGACUGUUAAUGGAGACGGUAUGGUUAUAGCGCAACCUCGAGUAUAUCCUGGUCGAGUAAAUUCUACAAUUGCGCGGCAAUCAACAAUGUGUAGCACAUCUGUCGUAAGCGUUGUUACAAAUCCAAAAUUUGUACAACUUGCAACUCCUAUUGUACCUCUUCGUCAUACUUCUAAUUCACUAAAUCAAAUGAAUCAAAUGAAUUUAUAUCAGACAUUACAUUCUGCGCCAACUCCAAUGGUUACCAUACCUAAUCAGAAUAUUAAUAUAUUAAAUCGAUCACGGUUCCCUUUACCCGAGUCGCAUACGUCAUGUAUAACUACAAAUUCAAAUAUUAUAGAGAUUGAAAGUGAUUCAGAAGAUAUAGCAGUUGUUGGUCCAUCACAAGUUCCACGUUCUUCUAAGAAUUUUACUACUAAUAAUAAAGCAGUACCUGUUGCUCUUGUAAGUUCAAAAAAUAAUUAUAAUAAUGUAAAGAGACAAGAAGUACAAGAGCGGCGCAACGUAAAAACAUUAAACCAAAGGUUAUUUCCUCAUGGUAAAGAGAUCAAUAAUAUUUUAGUUAAUCUAAAAACGAAAUUCCAAGGUUUAUUUGAGACAUCUCAACGAGAGGAAUUUAAAAAGUAUGAAUUAAAUGAUGCUCGUCUUUUAAUUAAACAAUUUCAUUGCGAUAUACGUGAUACUAUAACUCAAUUAGCAUAUAUUAAUGACAGAAUAAUACGAGAAUAUAAUAGAUGGAAAAGAUAUCAAACAAAAAUAGGAAUUAUUCAUUGUUCGGAUGAAAAUAAUACUCGUAAGAAAGUUAAUUGUGAAGAAAUACCUCUUGAUAUGAUUUGUACAAAUGAAUCUGAUUCGGACACUAAUAUUGAUAACGAAAUAGAAUAUAGCAUUAUGGAUCCAUCUGAUCUGAUUGGUACUACAAACGUGGUCGAUGGAAUAAAUUUUUUCAAAAAGAGAAACACUAUAGAUCGAGCUGUAGGGAACCAUUCUGCUCUCUUAGCAGAUAAAUCGGUGCAAAUAAAUACUAUGGAAUUACAAGAUUAUGAUCGAUGCAUAAGCUAUUUUGCAUUGAAAAAAGUGACUCAACAAUCAGAGAAAAGAAAUAUUUCUAUAUCAUCUGUUAAACAAAUUAAUAAGUCAUUUGGAAAUUAUGAAGACCAUUUUAUUCAAUUCUUACAAAAGCAAAAUAUAAAAUCUCGAAUUAUACAAACUGAAAACUUUAAAGAGUUACCUGAUCCAAAUGAAACAUCGUUAAAGGAUUUAAUAGAAGCUAAUUCGCCAUUUAUUUCUGAAAUGUUAGGAACUAUGGAUAAAUCGAAUGUUUCAAGUAACAGUAAUUCAAAUAUUUCUGUUAAGAAGGAAAGCGAUCUAAAAUCCUAUGAGUCGCGACGGGGAAAUUCAAUUACCUGCAAAGCUGUUGAUGAUCUUGUGAAAAUGGUUAGUAACAUAAACGAUGAUUUAGAUAAAAAGACUGCCGCGAAUGAAUUUAUUGAUGAUUUAAAAAAUCAAAGUGAAACUCAAAAAAAACAUUUCUCUAUUGCUGAUAAUCUUGGUGUAUUAAAUACGUCAAAUAAUAAUGAACAGAAUUCCAAUAAAUCUAUUGCCAUAGGAUCUGAAAGCAGCAAUGAAGAUGACUGUACUAUUAUUGACGAUUAAUUAAAUAAUAGUUAUUCAAUA
Apis laboriosa (Himalayan honeybee) is the source of this 2634-nucleotide messenger RNA. RefSeq lists its product as uncharacterized. The transcript has 5 exons. Lineage: Eukaryota; Metazoa; Arthropoda; Insecta; Hymenoptera; Apidae. The record is from RefSeq and is a predicted model, not a curated record. Bases 61 to 2613 code for a protein of 850 amino acids.